Molecule: messenger RNA, 1977 nt
Organism: Brachypodium distachyon (stiff brome)
Lineage: Eukaryota; Viridiplantae; Streptophyta; Magnoliopsida; Poales; Poaceae
Product: transcription factor HBP-1b(c1)
Exons: 11
Coding region: 288-1718 (476 amino acids)
Biological process (GO): regulation of DNA-templated transcription; DNA-templated transcription
Molecular function (GO): sequence-specific DNA binding; DNA-binding transcription factor activity
Source: RefSeq, a predicted model, not a curated record
CCCCCCCCCCCCCCCAACACAAUAGAGCGCCGGCUUUCUCACCGUCACCCCUCCCCGUCAGGUCACUACUUGCUCAGCUGAUCAGAGUAUCCCAGCCUUUUUCUUUCUGUUUCUUCACAAGCCAGGCCUGUCCCUCUCCCCCCCUCCGCGCCUUCUUGAUUCGUCCCCGUUGGCGGCCGUCGUGGUGUUGAAGAAAGAAUCCCUUGGUUGGUGGUGUGUGACCGCGAAGGCGAUGGGUCAGAUAGCAGCACCGGAGGUGCACAGUGAUUGAUGGUGGCGGCUGGCGAAUGGAGAGUAGGCGAGGAGGAGGGCCGGCAGCGGCAGCGGCGGAAGAUGCGCGCGGGCCGAUGCCGGGCUUCGGGGCUCCUCAGCACACCAUCCCCACAGAUGUGAACAUCAUGCAAACUUCUCGAGUUACAGACUUCGGGGCGCUUGCGCAGUCUGCUGGAUUCAGAAUAGAAGAUCUUGCUAAUCUUAGUGCAAAUACUUUGUUCAAUCUGAAGCCAAACAAUCAUACAUUUAUUAGUGACCCCCUGCAGUUUGGAAAUUACGGAAAGUCAAUUUCUCCGACUGAUCUAGCUACUACGGCGGCGGCGGCGGCAGCAGCAGCAAUAACAACAGUUGAUCCUCAGGCACUACUACAGCAAAAGGGAGUGCAAUCAAAUAUAGUAGCUUUAAGAACUCGUAACAGUGAGAACUGGGGAGAGUCAAGUAUGGCUGAUACAAGUCCUAGGACUGAUACAUCAACAGAUCCAGACAUUGACGUUGAUGAGAGGAACCAAAUGUUCGAACAAGGACAUCUUGCUGCCCCCACAGGUUCUGAUUCUAGUGACAAAUCAAGGGACCAACUGGAUCAUAAGUCACUUCGCCGUCUUGCACAAAACCGUGAAGCUGCUAGGAAAAGCCGUUUAAGAAAGAAGGCAUACAUCCAAAACCUUGAGACUAGUAGAUUGAAACUUACUCAAUUAGAGCAAGAGCUUCAGCGGGCUCGCCAACAGGGUAUUUUUAUUUCAUCGUCAGGGGAUCAGUCUCACUCAACGAGUGGAAAUGGAGCUCUGGCAUUUGACAUGGAGUAUGCACGAUGGUUGGAGGAACAUAACAAGCAUAUAAAUGAGUUGAGGGCUGGAGUCAAUGCACAUGCUGGCGAUGAUGACCUUCGGAGUAUUGUUGAUUGCAUCAUGGCACACUAUGAUGAAUUUUUCAGGCUAAAGGGUGUAGCAGCCAAAGCAGAUGUUUUCCAUGUGCUCUCGGGAAUGUGGAAGACUCCUGCUGAAAGGUGUUUCAUGUGGUUAGGUGGCUUCAGAUCAUCUGAGCUCCUUAAGUUACUGGCAGGUCAACUAGAACCUCUUACUGAGCAGCAGCUUGCUGGCAUAUGCAACCUGCAACAGUCCUCUCAACAAGCUGAAGAUGCUCUUUCUCAAGGAAUGGAGGCACUACAACAGUCCCUUGCAGAAACCUUAGCAUCUGGAUCCCUGGGCCCUGCAGGAUCUUCCAGCAAUGUUGCAAACUACAUGGGACAGAUGGCAAUGGCUAUGGGAAAACUCGGAACCCUAGAAAACUUCCUACGGCAGGCUGAUAAUCUGCGGCUACAAACACUUCAGCAAAUGCAACGUAUAUUAACUACUCGCCAAUCUGCACGAGCUCUGCUUGCUAUAAGCGACUACUUCUCACGGCUACGUGCUUUGAGUUCUCUUUGGCUUGCUCGUCCACGGGAAUAAAUUGAAUCAAUAAUCAAUUCAUAAAUAAGAUAUUGGUUAUGUACUGUAUCCUCUGUUGUAUUAGUCCCAUAGGAAUUCAGGUGUUCCCUUCGUCACAUUGUUCUCGUACUGGUGAGAGGUUUGGGUCAAAAUAGUCACAUGUACGUGUUAAAGUGAAAUUGUUGCCUGUAGACAUCAUAUUAUCAAUUAUUUGACAAGUUUGUCACAUUUUUGAGAAAAAUGGAGAUGUAAAUUCUUUGUGGAAUAAUUUGAGAUCUUA